AAAACAAUCUACUUCCGCUUUGUUCUUCUUGUCGCGGUAGAUCGUUCUUGUUAGUGGUUCGUUGGAAUUUUCUUCAAACGGAUUUUCAUAACCAAUCUACAUUCCUAAUGGCCGACAGCGAUGAUGAAUAUGAUAGAAGGCGUGGACGAGACAAAUUUCGUCGUGAGAGAAAUGACUAUGAUCGCAGAGAAGAGAGAAGACGAGAUUCCUGGGAUCACGAUCGAGCUCGGAGUGCUUCAACCAGAUCUCGUGAUGUGUGGAGCAGCCGUAACCGAGAUAGCAAUAAACGGGACCUGUAUGGGCGAGACUAUGAUUCACGGAGGCGGGACCGCUAUAGUCCACCAAGGCAUGAACUUAGUCCGCCUCAGAUGAAGAGAAUGCGAAGAGACUGGUCAGUAAAGUUUCUUAUUUUCUAUCUACAUUGUCUUCAUGUCAAAAUUGAAUUAGAUUAUCCGACCCAGCCGUCAAUGCUGACCAUCAAGCAGUUCCUCUUGCAGCAAGAUGAUGGCAUCAGUGACCAAGAUGCUAUCAAGAAGUACAACGAAUACAAGAUGGAAUUCAAGAAGAAUCAGAUAACAGACUUUUUUCUUUCACAUAAGGAUGAAGAAUGGUUCAAAUAUAAAUACCAUCCUGAAGAAUGUUCCAAGCGAGAGGAGGAUCAGCAUGCUGCCCUUCGACGCCGGCUUGAGAUCUUCUUGGAGCUGAUGAACCAGAAAAGGGUUGAUGCCUGCUCUGUUGAUGUGGAUAGAUCUGAUGAUCUCAUCAAACUGCUGGAUGCUGCUGUUAUCAAACUGGAAGGUGGUGAUGACACAGACCUGAAGGUAUUAGACGAACCUGAACUAUCUGAAAAGGAGGAAGCCGCCCGUGCUUCAAAUAAUACAGAAUCUCAAACCACCACAGAGAAAAAAACUGAGGAACCAGCCAAAACCACUGCACAAAAGACCCCAGAACCUGCUGACCCUAAGAAGGAUAAAGAGAAGAAAGAUGAGAGUGAGAAGAAAGAUGAUUCUCCAGAGUUUGCUGCAAAAAAAAAUCAAGAUGAAUCACAGAAGAAAUCGCCAGAAUUUUCUAAGCAGAAACUCCCACAAACUGAUGAAGAUACUCCUUCUGAAACUGAAACAGAUAAAAAGACAAAAAAGAAGCGCCAUCGUGACAAAACAGAGUACAGCUAUGAGACUGGCUCCGAAUCUGAGAGUGGAUCAGAUCCAGGGCCAGAACCUGCUCCUCCUGGCGUUGAUGACCCUGAUGCUGCACAGACUGAAGAUGCCAGUGCCGAGGAGACAAAACAGCGUAACACUGAGGAAGAGGAAGAGGAGGAGGAAGAAGAUGCUGGGAAUGAUAGCAGCAAAGCUGAGGAAAAGGAAAGCAAAUCUGAUGAAAAAGACAAAGAUGUUGAUACUUCAGAGGAAAAUGCUCAACGUAAAACUGAGAACCAGACGCCUCGAGCUUUGCAUCGAACCUGUUCAAUUUUUCUGCGAAACUUGGCCCCUUCUAUUACAAAACAGGAAGUUGAAGGAACUUGUCGACGUUAUCCUGGCUUCAUGAGAGUUGCACUUCAAGACCCACAGCCUGAACGCCGCUUUUUUAGGCGUGGCUGGGUUACUUUUGAGCGCUAUGUCAACAUAAAAGAAAUCUGCUGGAACCUUAACAAUAUUCGUCUGCGUGACUGUGAACUGGGGGCCAUCGUGAACAGGGAGCUAAAGCAAAGGGUGCGCCCCGUCCAUGGGAUUACGGCCCACAAGCCCAUUGUCAAGCAGGACAUCAAACUUGCCGCAAAGAUCAUACAGAACCUAGAUUCUAAGUGGAAACUCUGGGAUGAUCAUGGAGAAGAGAAGAAAGAUCUUGAAAAGUCGUAUGGUUUGGUGUCGAAGAAUCCGGUGUUAAAGAACAUAGCUGAUUAUCUUGUUGAAGAGGGUAGUUAUGAAGAGGAAGAGCUACUUGGUGGAACCAUAGAAGAUAAAGACAAAUCCAAGGAAGAAACACAUGAGCUGACGCUGGAUCGGGAUGCAUCUUUAAUUUCAGUUCUUGACCGUAUGAUUCUGUAUCUUCGCAUUGUCCAUUCUUUGGACUAUUAUAGUGCCAGUGAGUAUCCCAAUGAAGAUGAGAUGCCACACCGAUGUGGCAUUAUCCAUGGACGUGGACCGCCUCCGCUGAAAAUAACACAAAAUGAUGUAACUGAUUGGAUGAACAAUUUUGAAACGAAAUUAAAAGCAUUCGUUGAUAUGCAACAUCUUAUUGACAAAGAGCAAGCCAUUUUAUUGGGCAGGAAAGACCCAAAUGCUGAAGUCGAGAAGUUUGUCACUUUGAAUACACAAGAGCUGGCCAUUGACAAGUGGUUGUGCCCUUUGAGUGGGAAGAAGUUCAAAGGCCCCGAUUUUGUGCGAAAGCACAUUUUCAACAAGCACAGUGAAAAAAUUGAAGAAGUUAAAAAAGAGGUUGCCUUCUUUAACAACUAUCUGCUUGACUCUAAACGACCUCAGUUGCCUGAACAUCCUGGGACCAAACAGCCAGGCUCUAGUGGCACUACAACUGGCCAACGAGACAGCUUGUUGGGGCCAGGUAAUGCCUUUCAAGCAAUUCCUCAGAUGCUGGCUUACAACCAGCCAAGACCACCUUUACUCUAUGGAGCACCACCAACUCCAUAUGUUGCUUCCAAUUAUGGUAGAGACAACUAUCGACUUGAUUAUAGACGAGGGGGCAUUGGAAAUGUUGGUCUGGGACAUAUGAAACCAUACAGACGUUCUGAUCCAAGAAGCAUCAUAGAAUAUCGGGAUCUCGAUGCACCAGAAGACGUGGACAUAUUCUAAAUAAGAUACAUUUUUAGCUUUAAACAUUUUUUAAUGGAGACAUUUUUUUUUAUUUAUUUUAUUAAAUCUUUUUUUUUUUCAUUUUUUUUUCUCUAACUUCACUCAUAUCCUCUCUUUAUCUCUCUCUCUCUCUCUCCUUAUCAUAAUUAUAUUUUUCAUAAUUUUAUUACCUCUUCACAUUUUUUCUACUCUUUUGCCAUAAAUGUUUUAUUUCUGUUUGUCUGACUGCCUAUCCCCCCCCCCUAUUUGUUUUCUUGGAUAUCUUCCAGUGUGCCUACUCAUUUGCAUUCAGCAAGCUAGCGUGGAUGGUAGUGGUAGGGAUGAUCAUAGUGACAGCGAUUGGGUGGUGAUGGGAGCUGUGGUUGUUUUGGCAGUUUCAUUGGUGGUGAUGUUGGUAGCAAUGUUGGUGUUAGUAUUGGCAGCUAAAAUAGUGGUGAAGGUAAUAAUUGUAUUUUGGUAGUUCAAAGCCAGUGAUGAUGAUGAUGCUGAUGAUGAUGAUAGUACUGGCAACUGCUGCUGUUGUGAUAGUCAUAGUUGUAGCAGUGGUGAAAGAAGUGAUUAUGUUGAUUGUGGUUGCAGUAAUGACGUUGAUGGUGGCAAUGGCUGUUAUGUUAUUGGUUAUCGUGAGAAGUGUUUUUCAGAUGUGCUGUUAAAGUAUUAGGUCCUUGUCCAUACAGUGAAGAUCUCAAAACUUGUACUUUCCCCUGUGUGGCUACUUUUAAGCAAGGCAGCACAAAACACUACUUGCACCAAUACACCUGACUGACAAAGCUGUUUCCACUCUUACUGGGGUUGGGUGGUUGUAUAUUCCAACUAGCAGUAAGGACCUUUUGAUCCACCAAUAUACAAAUGUCUCAGUUUUCACACGCCACUCUUUCUCUGUACCACCUCCCCCCCCCCUUCAUUUGAUUUUGAUUUUUUGAGAACCAACUGUGUCUGUACGUGUAAAGCUGUAAUAAUGCAAUCGAACGCUUGUCCCAUCUUUCUUCAUCCUGUCUUACACUACCCAUCGUCUGACUUUAACCUAAUGUGCUGCAUUCCUUUGGCAUUCCUUCAGUGGUGCCUGAAGUACUAAGUGAGGCUGUCGGUGGUUGUAGUGUUGGUGGUGGCAGUGACAAAAGCAAUAGCAAAAUAAAGACAUUUAUCUAUGGCAAA
Molecule: messenger RNA, 3962 nt
Organism: Octopus bimaculoides (California two-spot octopus)
Lineage: Eukaryota; Metazoa; Mollusca; Cephalopoda; Octopoda; Octopodidae
Product: serrate RNA effector molecule homolog
Biological process (GO): primary miRNA processing; mRNA processing
Cellular component (GO): nuclear body
Molecular function (GO): nucleic acid binding
Source: RefSeq, a predicted model, not a curated record